Molecule: messenger RNA, 1443 nt
Organism: Paraglomus occultum
Lineage: Eukaryota; Fungi; Glomeromycota; Glomeromycetes; Paraglomerales; Paraglomeraceae
Source: the annotation of a GenBank genome assembly
AUGGCACCAGAUAUAUCGAAAGUCCAGCCAAAAUCGGUAACAGAAAACGAUCUUGAGCACUUUCGGCAGGAAUGGCGUGCAGAAGUCGAACUCAGAAAGACUCUUGCGCAGCAGCCCGAUGAUCAUUCGGACCAGGCUUCUAAUGCAAAUAAUAACACACUGCGUGAGGACGAUUCGACACAAACUACAAUUUCGAGGCUUGAGAAUGUAGAGCAUUUUUUCCGGCGGUUGAGCUUGAGUGAACAGUUCAACAGAGAAACGAGCGAAGAGCGGGAAAUUCCCCAGCAAGAGGUGGAAUAUGAUAAUGCUGGAUUACCGGGGUUGAAUCAGCAGAACGCCCUGUCUGAGAAGAAAGAGGAAAUAGAGCGUGAUGAUGUUCCCAGGACUGCAUUGGAAUAUUAUGUCCGUGCUGUUGCUGAUGAACGAGAGGGAAACUUGAAUGAAGCGAUAAAGAACUAUAGCAAAGCGACAACGCUUGACCCCGACGUCGAACAUAUCUAUCGUAACCACUUUAAUGUUGAGCCUCGUGAUUCUCAACUUGAGAGUCAGUCGCUAUCUACCCAAAAUUUAGUUCAAUUAGACAGCAAUUCGCUCCUGCCCCCUGGACGCAGCACUGAUGAGCACGGCUCUGCCUCUUCAACAUACACGAAUAUGACUUUGCUCCUUAAUUCCUUCCAUGAAGACUCGUUAGACUAUAUUCCUCUCAAGCCCAAUCGUAAAGUGCAUAUAGCCAAAUUACCUAACGAAUUAAUAGUAGCUAUUUUGAAAGCCCUGAUUUUUGAAGAUGUGAGGGGUGUUACAAGGUGUGCAUUGGUGUGCAAGAAGUUCUGCUUGCUAUCGUAUGAGAAUUCGGUGUGGCGAUUCCUGUGUGAGGUUGCACAUCGCGGGUGGAACUUAUCUCUUACUGCGUCUAAUCUGAUGUUAAAGAAUGAAGUGUUGAACUAUAACAACAAUUGGAGAAGAAUGUUUAUUGAAAGACCUAGAAUACGAUAUGAUGGGGUAUACAUAUCCAGAUGCGCAUAUCCAAGAGCGGGUUCUGAUGAAAAUGCCUGGACUCAACCGAUUCAUGUUGUAAUAUAUCAUCGAUUUCUAAGGUUCUAUGCGGACGGUAGUUGCACUAGUUUGCUGACUACCAAAGAACCGAAAUCGGUUGUCUACACAUUAGGACCUAACUUCAAGUCAAAACAGCUCAUGGCGGGCCAGUGGGUAUUAGAUGUCGAGAGUCAUAUUGUUAGCAUUGAACUUAGAGAUUUGGAUCUCCCAAACCACACGUUUUACAUGACGUUGGAGCUAGAAUCGACACAUCGUGGUAAACAUAACAAGUUACUAUUGCAUGAGUAUACGUGUGUUAAUAAUCUGACCAAUAGUGGAGAUAAUGUGAAAAUGGGCCGUGAGAGACCGUUUUUCUUCAGCAGGGUCGCCACAUAUCCUGUUGGAUGGUAA